CAGCUCGAGUAGACCCUUGCUAUGCCGUACCACUCUGCCAAGGCAUGCACGUCAACAUCAACAACAAUAAUAUCCGUGUCUGCGAUUCGGGUUGAUUCCAUUGAGUAGCAGACAUGGCAGACUCAGAGCCGUCGUAUAUCGACUACGAAGCGUUUCUGGACCCCGGCUUCUCCGCCACAGCGUUCGCCAACACGCUGGUCCUGUCGACGAACAACCCCUCGGAUACACCUCUGGAUCUUUCGACACCCCUCUCCCGUGUCCUCUUCGACGUUCAGGAAAUCGACACGCACAUCGAUACGUUGACGACCAAGUCCGCGCUUCCGUUGCUAGAACACACUAGGGAGCAUGCAGAUGCGAGCGGGAGGAUAUUACACGAGGUGGAGGGACAGGUUGCCAGCUUGACGGAGUCCUACAAGACGCUGGAGAAGGAAGUUGUAGAAAGAUACGAGGUCGCGGAACAGGUUCGACUCACCGCCGAGCGACUGGUCGAGACCGUAAGGCUAGGAAGGGCGGUCGCUCGAUGCUUGAUGCUGGGGAGACAACUGGAGGUGCGCAUGUCGGAAUUGGGUGGGGUCGGCGGUGCAAAGAAGGAGGAUCACCGGGCGAUGGUGCGGUCUGCGGACACAUUGUUGUCGCUACGCCAGAUAUUCACCGCUUCUGGGCCUGGACAGGAGGGCGAAGGAUUGGACAGGGUCAAUGUGGUGAAUUCGUUGAAAAAUGAGCUAGUCAACCCGGGCGAGAGGAGCAUAGGGUCGCGGGCGCAGCAAGUUGUCAAGGAAUUCUCAAUGUCUUCACUUCUCACCUCUGCGGGGCAGUCUGCGGCGUCGACGUAUUCGCAGACGGAGGACACGAGGUCGAGGACGACGUCUGCCUUGCUCACGCUCUACCUGCUUUCGCCCACGUCCUCGGCGACGACAAUCGACAACUUCCAGCCGGUAUUGCUCCUCAAUGCGCUGCAGGACUAUCUACAGACUGCGCUCAAGUCGUCUCUCGCAUCCCUUGCGAGAGCACUAGCACAACUGCCUUCGCUGGAUCGAACCCUUCUGGAGGUAUCGGCCCGCUGCCAGAACAUUGUAGCUCUGGAGACGCUCCUCGAGACCAUCAAGCCCCCAUCACACCCGCUCCUCGACGAAGGAUCAACAACACGAUCGCCCAUAACCAACUUUCUCCAGCCGUUGCUCAGCUCCCUCGACACGUCUUCUCUGCCAUCCUACUUCUGGCGAUCCCUCGCCUCGAACCUGUCGCCAAAAGUGCAAGAGAUCAUGCAGAGAGGCGGGGUAUCAGCCAGGACGCUGCGUUCGAGGAAGGACCAGGUGCGGGACUCAAUACGGGAGUGCGUCAACCGCGGAUCGCAGUUGCCUAGUGGGCCGUUGAACAAGGGCAAGACGGUGGUUGCAGGGGGUUGGGAGCGGGAGGCCGCGGUGAUGAACGGGGCGAUCAUAGGACAGAUCCGAUGAUGAUCUAGUUGACGGAGAUAUAAUGCCUCCAGAGUGGAAAGUCCAAUUAUUUCGCUGAGGGUAGGCCUUUUGGUCUAUCAACCUGAAUAUGCAUGCAUGGCAUCUAGUUGUAUUUGUUUGAUGAAUACGGUUAUGUGGGCUGGCAAAGAAGCCAGUUCCUUGUCAAGCUGGGGAAACAACUCCCUCACCUACAGUUGUAACAUACGAAGGAGACGAAUGGCAUUCAUCAGUAUGGUUGGUUCGA
Molecule: messenger RNA, 1701 nt
Organism: Aaosphaeria arxii CBS 175.79
Lineage: Eukaryota; Fungi; Ascomycota; Dothideomycetes; Pleosporales
Exons: 1
Coding region: 114-1457 (447 amino acids)
Biological process (GO): intra-Golgi vesicle-mediated transport
Cellular component (GO): COG complex
Source: RefSeq, a predicted model, not a curated record